Messenger RNA from Aspergillus puulaauensis, 930 nucleotides. RefSeq names its product NmrA/HSCARG family protein. Bases 1 to 930 code for a protein of 309 amino acids. The record is from RefSeq and is a predicted model, not a curated record. NCBI's taxonomy places the organism in Eukaryota, Fungi, Ascomycota, Eurotiomycetes, Eurotiales, Aspergillaceae. The transcript is spliced from 3 exons.
AUGUCCAAGCUACUCACAGUCUUCGGAGCAACAGGCCGCCAGGGCGGUUCUGUAAUCCGCACUGUCCUCGCCGACUCAGCCCUAUCCCAGCAGUUCAAGCUCCGUGGAAUCACCCGCGACGUCUCCAAGCCCGAUGCCCAAGCCCUCGCAGCAAAGGGCGUCGAAGUGAUCAGCGCCGACAUGACCUCCGUCAGCUCGCUGGUCAAGGCCAUCACAGGCUCACACUCCGUUUUCCUCGUGACAACACCCACCUUCACCGAGAACUCCGACCUGGAACUUACCCAGGGCCGGAACGUCGCUGAUGCGGCGAAGAAGGCAGGUGUGCAGCAUCUAAUCUUCUCGUCUCUGCUGAAUGUCACCGAGACGACUGGUGGACGCCUCAAGGACGUCCCGCAUUUUGACCACAAGGCUCAGGUGGAGCAGUAUAUCCGCUCUCUGGGUCUGCCUGCUAGUUUCGUGCUUCCUGGGUACUUCAUGUCGAAUUAUACGUCCAUGGGCAUGAUUCGCAAGGGAGAAGAUGGGGUGUUUAGCCUGGCGUAUCCUGUUGGCGAGGAUGCGCAGUUCCCGCUUGUUGAUAUUGAUGCUGAUCUGGGUAAAUACGUCGGAAUUGCACUCAAGAACCCAUCCAAGACACAGGGUUCUCAGAUUCUUGCUGCAACGGAUUACUACACCCCUACCCGUAUCCUCAAGGAAUUCGAAGAGGUGACCGGACAGAAGACCCGGUUUGUCCGCGUCGACAACGAUACCUACAAGAGCUUUAUGCCGGGAUACCUAGGGCUGGAGAUGCUGGAGAACCAUCUAUUCGUUGAAAACCCGGGUUACUACAACGGCAAGAGUCUAAAGGAGAGCCAGGGUCUUUUGGCAGAUGCCGGGUUCAAGCCGACCACCUGGAAGGACUUUUUGCAGCAGAAUAAGGCUGCUUUUGCUUAG